CCGUUGCCCUGUGCCAGCCCUGAGGUUGUACCCUUUGGCUCCACCCCCAAAGCCUUCCCAGGGCUCCAUCCCAGCAGCUCAGAGGGGACCAUUUGGACAUGAUUGCCAAAUUAACCAGGAGGCAGAGUCGGGGCCCGCGGGGACAGGUGGACGACCCCCCGGAGCCCGUGUACGCGAACGUAGAUAGACAGCCUCAGAUCACGUCGCCGGGUGCCGCCCCAGACCCCUGCCCCGGCCCGGUGUGGGAAACACACACGGACGCGAACACUGGGCGCCCCUACUACUACAACCCGGACACAGGCGUGACCACCUGGGAUUCGCCCUUUGAGGCUGCCGAGAGCACAGCCAGCCCGGCCACCUCCCCAGCCUCGGUGGGCAGCCACGAGAGCCUCGAGACCGAGUGGAGCCAGUACUGGGAUGAGGAGAGCCGCAGGGUGUUCUUCUACAACGCGUUGACAGGCGAGACGGCCUGGGAGGACGAGUCCGAGGACCAGCCUGAGGACGAGCUGGAGAUGCAGCCGGGCCUGAGCCCUGGCAGCCCCAGGGACCAGAGGCCCCCCACCCCCGAGACGGACUACCCCGAGUUGCUCACCAGUUACCCUGAGGAGGACUAUUCCCCCGUGGGCUCCUUCAGUGAGCCCGGCCCUGCCUCUCCUCUGGCCACACCCCCAGGCUGGUCUUGCCACCUGGGCCCAGAUGGGCAGACGCUCUACAUCAACAACUUCACCCAAGAACAGUGGGUGAGGUUGGAGGACCAACAUGGGAAGCCUUACUUCUACAACCCAGAUGAUGCCUCUGUUCGGUGGGACCUGCCCCAGAUCCCUGUCCCUGCCCCUCGACGCAUCCACAGAUCCAGCCAGGACAGUGAGGCCCCAGCCCAGGCCAGCCCCCCUGAGGAGAAGGUCAAGACCCUGGAAAAAGCAGGUGUGCUCCAUCGCACCAAGACAGUGGACAAGGGAAAGCGGCUCAGGAAGAAGCACUGGAGUGCCUCCUGGACAGUGCUGGAGGGCGGUGUCCUGACAUUCUUCAAGGACUCGAAGACCUCAGCUUCAGGUGGCCUGAAGCAACCUUCCAAGCUCUCCACCCCUGAGUACACAGUGGAGUUGAAGGGGGCCUCUCUUGCCUGGGCCCCCAAAGACAAAUCCAGCAAGAAGAAUGUGCUGGAGCUGCAGAGCCGAGAUGGCUCAGAGUACCUGAUCCAGCAUGACUCGGAGGCCAUCAUCAGCACCUGGCACAAGGCCAUCGCCCAGAGCAUCCAGGAGCUGUCCACAGACCUGCCUCCUGAAGAGGAAAGCGAGAGCAGCAGCGUGGACUUCGGGUCCAGCGAGCGCCUGGGAAGCUGGCGGGAGGAUGAGGCAAGGCCCAGUGCAGCUGCGCAGGCCCCGGGGCCCGGAGGCCAGGAGGGCGACUUGAGCAAGGUCCGGUACAAGCUCCGCAAGUUCCUGCUGAGGCGGCCCACGCUGCAGUCGCUGAGGGAGAAGGGCUACAUCAGAGACCAGGUGUUCGGCUGUGCGCUGGCCGCGCUGUGCGAGCGUGAGAGGAGCCUGGUGCCUCACUUCGUGCAGCAGUGCAUCCGUACCGUCGAGGCCCGGGGGCUCGAUAUCGACGGUCUGUACCGCAUCAGUGGAAACCUGGCCACCAUCCAGAAGCUGCGCUAUAAGGUGGACCACGAUGAACGUCUGGACCUGGACGAUGGGCGCUGGGAGGACGUCCACGUUAUCACUGGGGCCUUGAAGCUCUUCUUUCGAGAGCUGCCGGAGCCCCUGUUCCCCUUCUCACACUUCCGCCAGUUCAUCGCUGCCAUCAAGCUGCAGGACCAGGCCCAGCGCUACCGCUGUGUGCGUGACCUGGUGCGCACGCUGCCCGCCCCCAACCAUGACACACUGCGGCUGCUCUUCCAGCACCUGUGCCGGGUGAUCGAGCACGGGGAACAGAACCGCAUGUCUGUGCAGAGCGUGGCCAUAGUGUUUGGGCCCACGCUGCUGCGGCCUGAGACGGAGGAAACCAGCAUGCCCAUGACCAUGGUGUUCCAGAACCAGGUGGUGGAGCUCAUCCUGCAGCAGUGCUCAGACAUCUUCCCACCACACUGACCAGGGGCCCCCACCCCGACCCCGCUGCUGGUGCUAGGAACCUGGGAGUGGGAUGGGCUACAGUGGUCCUGCAUACAAGCUGGGUGGCUGGAGGCCAUGCGGCUGGACUCUAUGUCUGAGAACCUCUGCCUCCUACUCAGUCCACAGGCCAGAGUGAGUUCUGCAUCCCUUGGUUCUGAGGGUGUGGUGACCACUUGAGAGCAGUUCACAAAAUGUGAUUUUCACCCCCCUGAUUGGUCUGUUUAGGGGUUAACUGGGUUCUGUUCUUUAUAACAGCAUCACCAACUGUGCACAUGACAGAAUGCGGGGUGGGGGGAGAGUGUUGUCUGGGACCGCCCUUGGUGGAAGGAGGAAUUUGACUGAGGGGUUUCCUGACUUCCUCAGGCCUGCAUCUGGUUGAGGCCCUCACAGACACCCUGUGGGUUCCCGGCCCUGUGCGUGGCACUGUGUCCAUCAUGAAGCAGCAAUAGACAACUUCCCUGCUGCAGAAACAGGACUGACCCCACCCAGCCUGCUGCAGGCAGCUGAACCUGCCUUUCCCCAGGCUUCCGGGCUGAAGCUCCUGCCUAAUAACUAGCUGACUGUGGACCAUUUUCACCUACUUUUGUUUGGGGUUCUGGGCCUCUGCCCUCGCUGAUCACUUGUGCUCUGUGCAAGGGGUUCUUCCGAGUUACUAAAUGUGUACCCUGCACUUGACACUUCACAUGCACCAUUUCCAUUUGCAACCCCAUUUUAUGGAUGAGGAAGCUGAAGUUUCCAGUGGCAAAGUGACUUGUUCAGGAUCUGGUGGGUGAUUUGACCCUCCUGUGAGGGUGAAAUCAGUCCUUUCAGUUACCCCCCAACCCAAGCAUGGCCUUAUGGGUAAAGCAAUGAAACUAACCUGGGAGGAUUCUGUCUGGGCCUGGGAGGUCCCUGAAGGCAAAGAGGGAAUCUGCCCCAGCUGUCUUUCUGUGAGGGACAGGGAAAUAGCACGGGCAGCAUCCCCUAGCCCCUCUCAGUUCUCUGGCUGUCAGGUAUGCCUGCCCAGUGCCGACCUUGCUAUGAAAGCUGGGAGAGGCCUGCAGGGUAGGGGGAAGGAGUGCACGACCUCAGGAAAGGAAUUGUGAACCCUGAGGUCAUCAGCCCCCACUCCCCUUCAGUUUUGGGGGUCUCAGCCCCCUGCCCCACCUACCCAUUCAUUUAUUCAAAAAUAAGAGCUAAUAUUUAUUGACAUCUGUGUCAUGCCAGGCAUUUUACUUGGAUAAUUUCAUUUGUUUCUCUCAGUUGAUAUUUAUUAUCUGCUCUUCUGUGCCAGGCACCGUGCCCUGGGACAGGGGUACCUCACACUGCCUCCCUGGUGGAGCUUAUGGUCCAGCGGGCAAGGCUAACCUAAGGCCACCCUGACGGCCAGCAGGGCUGGGGCAAGAGUACAAACAGAGGCCUCAUACUAGACAUCAAAAUGGUGUAAAGUUAUAAAUCAAGCUAACAACUGUUCAAUAAAAUGUGUUCUAUUAUCUUA
This is a messenger RNA of Vicugna pacos (alpaca), 3588 nucleotides long. The record is from RefSeq and is a predicted model, not a curated record. Lineage: Eukaryota; Metazoa; Chordata; Mammalia; Artiodactyla; Camelidae.